Messenger RNA from Guillardia theta CCMP2712, 345 nucleotides. RefSeq lists its product as hypothetical. The transcript is spliced from 3 exons. Gene Ontology annotation, biological process: phosphorelay signal transduction system; protein autophosphorylation. NCBI's taxonomy places the organism in Eukaryota, Cryptophyceae, Pyrenomonadales, Geminigeraceae. Gene Ontology annotation, molecular function: histidine phosphotransfer kinase activity; phosphorelay sensor kinase activity. The annotation marks the transcript as partial. The record is from RefSeq and is a predicted model, not a curated record.
GAAGUUCUCUCAGUGGACGACGAUCCUGUCAAUCAGAUGGUUGUCGAGAACCUUCUGAAACCCAUGGGCUUUGAGGUGACCUGCUGCAUGGAUGGCAUGGAGGCGCUAGCAGAGCUCCAGCAGCGCUCCUACUUGCCUGACCUGGUUCUGUUGGACGUGAUGAUGCCAAUCAUGAGCGGGUACGAAGUUUGCGAGCAGCUGCGGCAUCUGUUCCCCCGGACCCUCCUGCCUGUGAUCCUCGUGUCGGCCAAGAACGACGAGGCGAGCAUCUGCAAGGGGUUCGACUCGGGAGGAACGGACUACGUCACGAAGCCGUUCAACCGGCAAGAGCUCAUGGCGCGCAUC